GGUUCUCCGCAGAAGCGCAAGGAUCCGUCCUCGGAAGGGAAGGCGGCCGACGUGGUCAUGGUGGACAAGACGGGGCCCAUCAGCGCGUGCUUAUGGGGUGACAUCGCUGAAGAUAUCUGCAGCAUCUGGCGCGCUGUGCGGGAGCGUCGCCAGCGGGGCGAGGUUGCUCCGUGCGUCGUGGACCUGUCUAAGGUUCGCAUCCAGGGGGCAGGGAAGAACAAUUGGAACGGGGAGUUGCUGACGCGAAUUCGUUCGUUAACGUCGAUCGAAGCCGUCGGCGGGGAGAUGGGCACGACGGUGCAGGUAAGGUUUAUGGAUCUGCAGUCGUUGGAGAUGUCGCAAGGGGGGAACGCGAAGCGGGUAUUCGAUAUAGUGGACAACGGUGGCCUCUAUUUCACUUGCUGCGCCAUGAAGCACAAUGUGGAGUCCCAGGCGCUGCGGAACUUCCAGGACGUCGUGGUCUAUUACGGGACAGGCCGCGGGGCUAUUGGGAAUUCGAAGGGCAUGCUUUAUCUUUUGAAGGAUGCAAUCAUAAUCCCCAUCGACCAGCCUGCUGUCCUGGGCACUGCGAAAACCGAGCAGCUUACUGUCCAGUGA
Prorocentrum cordatum is the source of this 597-nucleotide messenger RNA. The record is from the annotation of a GenBank genome assembly. NCBI's taxonomy places the organism in Eukaryota, Dinophyceae, Prorocentrales, Prorocentraceae.